AUGAAACAGCAAGCUUGUCGUGGUAAUAUAUGGGUUAACGUUACAAAGGAAGGACCAUGCGGUGAGUACUUAAUGCACGUGUGGCGAUUUGUUCAUGAAAUUAUUCAUUUUGUUGAUUAAAACUCAACUUGAUCGAAGUGAUCUGUGUCCCGGUCUGUGAAACUAGUCAGGAUUCAAUUUUCUUCAAUUGUGCAUUUAACUUCUCUGUUCUUCUUUGGCGUUUUUCUUUCUUGUUUUCAAUUGUCGCUUUGAGUUUUUCUAUCUCACCGAGGACGUAUUUUAUAGCCUCUUUCAAGUUUAAGUCUCUCUUGCAUAACUCACAACUGAAUAGUAGUUUGUUCAUUUAAGAGUACUUUUCUUAGGAAUUUGCCAGCAUUAAAGCAGUCUUAAGUAAGCUGACACCCGUUUUACCACCAGGCAUUGUGCGAUAUUUUGAUUUCUUGCUCAUUCUACGAGCAACGCUUACUUUCAAACUAUACGACAUGUAACUACUCUAACUUACUAUAAUCCAAAAUGUUAUCAUUUCCUUUCUCGUUGUAUUGUUCGGUUUCACUCAUUUUUGGACUUUGAACUCUGCAUUUCUUCUCUUUAGAUAAGGAAUGCAGCCCUCUUUUAGAUAUCGCUUUUAUCAUCGAUUCUUCUGGAAGUAUUGGCCGGAUGAAUUGGGAAAGAACAAAACGUUUUGUUAAAGCUGUGAUCAGCAAACUCGAAGUUAGUCCUUCCGCAGCGCAUGUGGCUGCCAUAUCAUAUAGCACCAAUCCUCGGGUGGUGAUCAGGUUUAAUAGCUUCCAAGGGACACUGCAGGUCAACCAAGUAUUCGAUGAUAUGCGAUGGGAGCGUGGCUACACCUACACAGACAAAGCUCUUCUUUUAGCAGACUCAGAGCUAUUUCAGACUUCAUAUGGGAUGAGGUCAAAUGCAAAGAAGGUGAGAAGACCCCUUUCCCCAAGAUUUCUGUGUGCGUGUCAUAACGGGUGAUGACGGCCAACUAAAGAGCUAAGCGGAACACGGAAUUUUAGAAAAGACGUUUUAUGUUUGUUAUUUAAGAACGUAGCGCUACGCGUCACGAUUACUUCUUUUUCCAAGUGAGGAAAGGUUGAUCAGAUAUGCUGCAUUUUUUUUAUUUCAUAGCUUUACUAGAUUUUCCGUGCACUUCAAUUGAUUCGAUUAUCUGAUUUCAAAAUUUUUUUGAAAUAACAUUCCUUUCAUUUAGAUUGCCAUCGUGAUCACAGAUGGUAAGCAGACGACGACAUCGCAAUACACCAAACUUUCAGAGGCCUCGAGAGGAAUCAAAAACAAAGGGGUCAUUGUCUAUGCCAUUGGGGUUGGUAGUGGAGUUGACCAAGCAGAGUUGGAAGAGAUUGCAUCUAGACUGGAUUAUGUAUUUACAUCGUCAUCAUUCGAAAGCCUCCAGAACGAGGCUUCAAAAAUACGAAAAAGUGUAUGCGAUGUAUCAAAACCUGGUAAGUGAAUGGCAUUGAGCCGAACUUACACUGGUUAUUUUCCCUUGAUAGGUUUUCCGUUCAUAAAGGUUACUGUGUCAGCGCACGUGGAUAACAAGUAUUUCCUUUACUUCUCAAACACCGCAACAUGGUUUUAAUCGGCGAGAGUAAAUUUUUAAGACAACAAUCCGUGUUACAUGAAAAAUACACUCAUUUUCAACCAAUCAAAUCUCAUGUACAUUAUUAUAUGAAAAAUGCACCUGUUCUCAGUCAAUCAAAAGUGCGUAAUAUCUUUAAAUACAUUAUUAUGCAAGCUCAAGACCUGUGAAAGUUUAAACUGAAACUGGCUUACAGGAAACGCGGCUCAAAGACAAUACUUUGAACCGUUUUGGCCAGUUUUUAAGCUUUAAAAGCUUUUUCAUGAUGCUGGACUUCAGUCCAGUCAAGAAUUUUCCAAAUCUCGUGUUCCUCCACCUUUCCAUUAUUCUUUAAUCGCGGUUUCCUGUGUGUCUUACAGCGGAACUAAGAAAAGCCAAGGCUCAAACGGAAUGUUAAGUGACCAAUUUUUCUUAGUCUGAGCACUUCAAGGUAAAUUGAAGUUUGUAAAUAGUUUAAGAACAAUGGCAAGUUUUUAGCUCACUAAAGAAAUAGAGAAAGGAAUUUUUCGUCUUGUCACGAGUGUUGGACACAGUACCCAACAUGACGUUAUCGACAUCGCUGAUCUUAGCAGUGUGCACCUCGCUCACCGUAGACUCGCUGCCGCUCAGUAGUAGAGGAUGAGAGCGCGGAAUCCGAAGGUCUGAGGUUCGAUUCCUCAUGGGACUCAGAAGUUUUUCUUUGUCCCACGCAGGACGAAAAACCUCUUUCUCUAAAUUGAAGUUAUUUUACCUCUUUUUUAAUAGAUCCCUGUCUGAAUACUCCCUGUAAUGCUCCAUACAACCUCGGAUGCAAAGUUGUGGACAAUACAGCACAGUGCAUAUGUCCCACCUGUCCGAACAUACUGAAGCCUGUUUGUGCAUCAGAUGGCGUCGAGGACCUGAGUGAAUGUCAUUUAGAACGUCAAGCCUGCCAAGGAAAUGUUGAUGUUUCUGUUGCGAAGCGGACAUCAUGUGGUGCGUUGAUUGUCCAUUUUUCCAUCUUGUAUGUUGACAAUUCGUCUCCCUCGCCAGAUUUUUUCAAAGUUGCUUGGAGUUGUAAUCAUAAAAUAAAACGAGUUUAAUUUUGACGUGCACCCGUCAACAAGGAACACAAGAUCAUCACAAAUCAUUCCCAUUAGAGAAAUUUCAAAAAAAAAUUGCGCCCUCGAUGAAGAGGCAACUGGCCUCUUUUAUGGAGAGAGGAGAUGAAACUCGCAGAAAUAUUUGAAAUAUUUUACAUGUUUCUUUAGACGUAUUGAUUGCAUCCUUGACUACCCUUUUUUCUCUUAGUUGGAAUUCAAUAUUUGAUUGUGUAUAGCCGGAAUUUUAAAACAUUGUCGCUCUAUGUUUCUCUUUCGAGAAUCAUUUACUUCUUUUCAUUAUCAGACAAAGACUGUCGACCCAUCAUGGACAUAGCUUUCAUCAUUGACUCCUCUGGUAGCAUUGGGAGUAGUAACUGGGAAAGAAUGAAACGAUUCCUUAAAGCGCUGGUCAGCAAACUUGACGUUAGUGCUUCUGCCACACACGUAGCAGCUGUCGCUUACAGUACGAAUCCACAGGUGGUGAUGACGUUCAGAAACUUUCAAGGAACAUCUCAGGUUAAUCAGGUGUUAGAUUUUAUGAGAUGGCAACGCGGCUUGACCUAUACGGACAAAGCUCUCCAGCUUGCAGACAGAGAACUUUUUCAGACUGCAAAGGGAAUGAGAUCUAGUGUACCAAAGGUAGGAAGGGUUCGUUAAGAAGGAGUGGGCUUCAUUUUAAGAAAUUUACCCGAAUUAGAAAGUGUAGCCCACAUACUUAGUCACCUUGAUCUCUCUUUCCUUUUGCUCAUUUUUUUACAUGAAGCACUCGUUUUGAUUAAUCGCUAGGAAUAACCUGAUGACGCUCGAGUCUGAUCUUAGGUUACCUAUAGCAUCUCCUUGUUUGAAAGCGCUUUGACAUCCCCAGAGAUUGUAUGUCAUAUAAACUCUAACACCAUGCUCAUGUUACCUUGUGUAGCCCCCCCUAUUUGAAGCAAACCAUAGUUUCUUCUGAAGUCCCUUUACAAUAAGGAAGACUGGUGGUCUAUCUUACAGCCCGCUUCCCUUUAUUGCCCGCUUCUCUUCUUUGGAGCCCUUUGUCCUCUUAUCUACCCCUCCCUCUAAAAGAGGGUUCCUAGUUUGUAAAAUGUUUUCCACCACUUCCCCUACACUCCCAUUACAUUUUGAUGAUUUUUACUCAAUAUUUCCGAUAAUACUUUCUAGGUAGCCUUUGUAAUCACAGAUGGUAAGCAGACGACAACAGGAUCGUACACGCAGCUUUCCGUGGCUUCUCAAGGAAUGAAACGCAAAGGUGUCACUGUAUACGCUCUCGGGGUCGGCAGCAGGGUCGACCAAGCUGAACUUGAACAGAUUGCCUCAGGAUCACAAAAUGUUUAUAAUUCAACAUCAUUUAAAGAUCUAAAGAAUAUAGCCGGAGAGAUAAGACACCACUUUUGUAGAGGUAUAGAAGAAUUUCUGCAAAUUUUCUUAAACAUGGCUUCUAUUGGGAAAUAGGAGGUUAGUUAUUGAAAAAAGUCAACAAUGCGUAUUGUUAUAGACUUUCACCCCAAAAAACAAGCACUGUGAUUAGUUGAUUCUUGGUCACGUACCCCUAAUCACAUUAAAUGUAUCCCGACCGGGAUGUAAUUGCGCAGUUUGUUGCCGGCGUGCUGAAUACAACAGCAUGUUUUUGCCACAUGAUUGUUUAAGGAAAGUACAAAUAUAAAACAAAGCCCUUAAUGUAUGGUCCCUUGGGAAACUAGUUAGUUUUUUUUUUUUCCCGAGAGUCCUGAUGUUCAUCAGAAAAACAACACUAACGGUUUCCCGCGGUGUGUAUAAUGUUUUACAGGCAACCGAUGAAGAUUUUGGACUGGACAAAGAUCAAGUCUCAUUAUCCCUCCAUUAUCCCUCCUGUUAAAGUGAUUUAGGCAGAUAUUUUGACUCAACCAUCCAAAAUUGUAAAUGUGACAAUUAUGCUUUCUUUCUUUUUGAUUAGCGUAUGUUACUGGACCCUCAACAACUCCAACACCAACUACUCCAGGUAAUUGUGCCACUUUAUCUAGUUGUCGUCAUCGAGUUCCACAUUAAAUCGUGAAAUAAUCACUUUGGUAACGAUUGGAAAUCUUUUCCCUCAACCUGGAAAUGGCGCUGGAAAUGCUUACUGGGUAACGAGUUCGAGUUUUAAUCAAAUAGAAGAAAAUAGUCAAUCGCCCAGAAAGCUAGUUCGGCAUAUUGCUUAAAAUAAGACAACAUGGGGUGCAACAAAGUGAAACUCUACCUUUGCUACAGAAUCCCUCAAAUUGUCUUAAUGGUUUAGAAAAAUACGCUCGUACUAUUCUGGGAAAAGCAUUAUUGACAGAGAAAAUCCCCAGCAAAUUUUAAUGCAGGGAAUGUCGACCAACAUGUAAACGACUCUCUCUUAUGCGUGAGCUAGUCAUGUUCCGUUGCAUGUGGAUAUUUGUUUAAUUGUUUUCUUGCUAUUCCGAGCUCGCCAUCCUAGGGUGAGUAAAGCUGACUCAACUAUACAUUUUGUAGAUCCAUGUGCUAUAGGCUGCACUGUUCCGUUCAAUGAAGGCUGCCGUGUAGUGAACAAUACUGCACAGUGCAUUUGCCCCACUUGCCGAAAUAUAGUCCUCCCUGUAUGUGCAACUGAUGGAGUACAGGAUCAGAGCGACUGCCAUAUGAGAAGACAAGCUUGCCGGGGAGAUAUAGGUGUUACUGUUGCAAAGCAGGGCGCGUGUGGUGAGUUUAAUACCUUUUAACAAUAGCUCUUAAAAACGUUUUCUUGGUGUUUUGACUUCACGAAAGUAGCGGGUACUCAAAUGAUGCGGCACCUUUGACCUCUAGGUUCCGAAAGUAUAGAGUGUUGCUACUUUGGAAUUAGAGAACCAUAAAACUAAAAUAUCCAAGGAUACGUUUCAGGGGAAUCCUUCUAAAUGAUUAUGGUAGCUUUGUAGUCUAUUGAAUAAAAAUCAUGAUGCUUAUCUUUGUCUUUUUCAAAUUUCUAUCAGAUAAGGAGUGCCGCAAUGUGGUGGACAUCGCCUUUGUUAUCGACUCAUCUGGAAGUAUUGGUCGCAAAAAUUGGGAAAGAAUGAGGCGAUUCCUAAAAGCUCUGGUCAGCAAACUUGACGUCGAUUCCUCUGCCACUCAUAUAGCUGCUAUUGCAUACAGUACCAAACCUAAAGUGGAAAUGAAAUUUGACGGCUUGCAGAGCACCAACCAGGUUAAUCGAUUAUUUGAUAGAAUGCUAUGGCAACGUGGUGUUACCUACACGGACAAAGCUCUCCUUCUUGCAAACAAAGAGGUGUUCCAGACAUCAGGCGGGAUGCGACUACACGUACCAAAGGUACAGGUUCUAUUGUGUCUAAAUUUGCUGUUUCCAUUUCAGUAUCAUAUUUCUAAGGAAUGUGAUUAUAGAGUGUGUAGAAAGGUUCUUACGUGCCAAUUUAAUAUUGGAUAGACCCGACACAGCUAAACUUUUUGUAUUUUGAAUGGGAAAUCAACCCCGAUAUCCAUUACGUCUGAUUACACGAAGUCAUUCAAUCUGAUGCGUUUGAGCAAAAACAUAUUCCAAAGGCAAACGAUCUACAGGUACUCGUCAAAUCUAUUUGACUCACUGUAACAAAAUAAUGACAUUUUUAUUCUAAGAAUACUUAAAAAAACUUGCCUUUUUUUCUAGUUAGCAAUUGUGGUCACAGACGGCAAGCAAACAAAAGUACCAUCUUACACCAGACUUUCAGUAGCGUCUCAAGGGAUGAAGGACAAAGGAGUCAUUGUAUAUGCCGUGGGAGUUGGUAGGGAAGCGAACCGCGCAGAGUUAGAAGAAAUUGCAUCCGGAUCACAAUACGUUUUAACAUCGUCAUCAUUUCAGGAUCUCCAGAAUCUCGCCCCAGAGAUGAUAAGGCGAUUGUGUGAGCACAAACUAUCAGGUCGGUCCACGUAAACAAUGCAGAGGUACAAUUAUCGUAGUAACAAGUGAAGAGCGCGUUGCUUUAAAUUGUCAAUAUUUCAUAUAUAUAUUGUUUCUUGAUUAAGCUUACCUGGCUAUUGGAAUUUGUUAGGGAAAUAUUCAAAUGUCUCCUUUUAAAAUGUUUUAUGCGCUAUCUUUUCUCAACAGUAUCAACUCCAACUCCAACAACAACUCAAUUAUUGACAACCCCAGGUAUUUAUCUGCUUUUUCGACCAAUUUCGAUACCGAUUUUAGAAGAAAGUGAACUACUUAGACAAUAUUUUUACCACAAUCUUUGAUUAAUUAAGGAAUAUUUUCUCAUCAAAUCUCACAGAUCCUUGCCAAACGACGGGCUGCAGAGCUCCAUACAAUAUUGGCUGUCGUGUAGCAGACAAUAAGGCGGAAUGCAUUUGCCCAACUUGUCAGAAUACCUAUCGACCUGUUUGCGCAACAGACGGUGUCCAGGACUUAAACGAGUGUUAUCUAAGACAACAAGCCUGUCAGGGAGAUAUUAAAGGCGUCACCGUUGCCAAGCAGGAGCCUUGUGGUAUGUUUACCACUCACUUAUCAGUGAUGUUGCCUAUUACUUACAUUUUUACCUCUCUUAUUGUCAGUGUGUUAAAAACAAUUCAUGCGCUAAGCCAUCAUUCACCCUCAGUAUUUCCUGUUGUUCUUUUUUAUGUUAAUGCCUUGUUGUUUUCAUAUAGAAAUCAGCAUUCUAAUGUGGAAGCACUUAUUUACCUCUUAUUUUCUUGCGCAGAUAAGGAGUGUAGCGCCGUUGUGGACAUUGCAUUCGUAAUUGAUUCAUCUGGGAGUAUCGGACGUAAGAACUGGGAGAAAAUGAAGCGAUUCCUCAAGGCUUUGGUCAGUAAACUUGAUGUUCGUCGCUCUGCCACACACAUAGCAGCUGUUGCAUACAGUAACAGUGCUGUAGUAGUAACAAGAUUUAGUGACAUCCAGAGCACAAUAGAGGUAAACCGAAAGUUAGAUGGGAUGCGUUGGCAACGUGGCUUCACUUACACGGACAAAGCUCUUCUCCUAGCGAACAGAGAUCUGUUUCAGACAGCGAAUGGGAUGAGAUCGCGUGCGCCUAAGGUAAGGACCGUUUAAAAACUUUUUUUUAUCCCUUUUAAAACAAAUUGUCCUUUUUUAAGUACAAGUAACGCAGCCCCCCUAAAAAGGAGGUCAUCUCCGUCUCAGAAUUAUCCUAUUUAAUCUUUACUGUUUCAAUUGACCUUUAUAUUCGAGGGGAUAAUAACCAGUUCAGUGUCUCCUGUGGUUUGUUUUUCCUUUUAAGUCCGGCAUUAGCGUGCCAUAGUUAUGGUUAUAUUCGAUUUAAGAUUUAUAUUGAUAAGGAAUAUUAUUUACACUGUGUUUGGACAGUUGGCCUUUGUGAUCACAGACGGUAAUCAAACCACGUCAAAGCCCUACACCAAACUUUCAGUGGCUUCUCAAGGAAUGAAAAACAAAGGCGUAACUGUGUAUGCUCUCGGCGUUGGCAAUAAAGCUGCCCGUGCGGAGCUUCUGGAGAUUUCAUCUGGCCCACGGUAUGUUUUUAGCUCGUCAUCAUUUGAAGAACUUCAAAAGCUCGUCUCACUGCUGACAAGAGAAUUUUGUGAGGACAGGCUAACUAUUACAACCACAGGUAAGUGGCUUUGAACACGGUUAUGGCAGUAUCCUUGGAUUGUCGAGGUCAGAGUGUACUCGCAUAAUUUCGCCUUUAUGACAUUGUUUUUUUGUUUUUUUAUUGGUAAGCCUGCUUUUGGAGAUGACUACAUUUCUAGAGUUUCAAAUGUUUCUGACUUUCCUUCAUUUUAAUCAACAGUUCCAACUCCACCCUCGACAACACCGCCUUUGCCAACUACCCCAGGUACUUAAAUGGAAUUUUCUAUAAAAUUGCUUUCAAACGUCAGGAGAAGAUAAUUAAUAAGGAAGUUUUUUCUCAUCAAAUCUCACAGAUCUUUGCCAAACGACGGGCUGCAGAGCUCCAUACAAUAUUGGCUGCCGCGUAGUAGACAAUAAGGUGGAGUGCAUUUGCCCAGCUUGUCAGAAUAUAUAUCGACCUGUUUGCGCAACAGAUGGUGUCCAGGACUUAAACGAGUGUUAUCUAAGACAACAAGCUUGUCAGGGAGAUAUUAAGGGCGUAACUGUUGCCAAGCAGGAGCCUUGUGGUAUGUUCACCAUUCACUUGUUAGUGAUUUGGCUUAUUACUUACAUUUUCACCUCUCUUAUUGUCAGUGUGUUAAAGAACUAAGGGCCUGUUUACAUGGAGGUGGGGGGCCCCAGGUAGGUGAGGUAACCCGCCUAGGUAGGGUAACCCGCCUGUCCAUAUAAUUUCUUAUUUUAUCUUGAUCACGUUUACAUGAUAGGUGAGGUGACCCGCUUAGGUGGGUUGCCCAGUCUGCCAGGUAGGGUAACCCUGUCAGCCGGGGUGACAAUUUGCCAUGUAAACGUCUCAAGGUGGGGUAAACCGCCUAGCCGGGGCCGCGUUCAUGGCAAAAAGCUCAAAAGCGAAACAUGUGUGUUUUAAAACUUUGUACAUUUCCUAGCCGUCUCAUGACAGAAAUCACCCGAAACCGCAACGGACACACAAGGAGUGUAAAAUGUUCACAUUUCGGAAUAUUUAGCGUUGUAAAUCGACCAUAUUUCGUUUCCCAAACUAUUCCGUAUAACAUAUUAAGUCAACGGUUCCUCGCGUAACCUGACAUCGCGAAACACAACGCGUGACGCUUUCAUGAAUAAAUACAUAUUGUGCGAGAAUUAAUCUUUCGUCUUUCUCGAGAUGUGAGCUUGAGACGCCUCUGCUCAAACUCCUUAAUUACGAGCGCAACAACAACCUCAAGAAACCUCACCCCAGCACCCCGGGGUUGUAAGAUUGCAUGUAGACGCGUUUUAUUUUUCGACCACGGCUAGGCGGGUUACCUCACCUCACCUUCAUGCAAACAGGCCCUAAUACGCUAAGCCACCAUUUACCCUCAGUAUUUCCUGUUGUUCCUUUUUUCUGGUAACACCUUGUUGUUUUCAUAUAGAAAUCAGCAUUCUAAUGUGGAAGCACUUAUUUACCUCUUAUUUUCUUACGCAGAUAAGGAGUGUAGCGCCGUUGUGGACAUUGCAUUCGUAAUUGAUUCAUCUGGGAGUAUCGGACGUAAGAACUGGGAGAAAAUGAAGCGAUUCCUCAAGGCUUUGGUCAGUAAACUUGAUGUUCGUCGCUCUGCCACACACAUAGCAGCUGUUGCAUACAGUAACAAUGCCGUAGUAGUAACAAGAUUUAGUGACAUCCAGAGCACAAUAGAGGUAAACCGAAAGUUAGAUGGGAUGCGUUGGCAACGUGGCUUCACUUACACGGACAAAGCUCUUCUCUUAGCGGACAGAGAUCUGUUUCAGACAGCAAAUGGGAUGAGAUGGCGAGUACCUAAGGUAAGGACCGUUUAAAAACUUGUGUUUUUUUUCCCUUUCAAAAUUAAUUGUUUUUUUUUUACAAGUAACGCAGCCCCCCAAAAAAAAAAAAGGAGGUCAUCUCCGUCUUGAAAUUAUCCUAUUUAAUCUUUUACUGUUUCAAUUGACAUUUAUAUUCGAGGGGAUAAUAACCAGUUCAGUGUCUCCUGUGGUUUGUUUUUCCUUUUAAGUCCAGCAUUAGCGUGCCAUAGUUAUGGUUAUAUUCGAUUUAAGAUUUAUAUUGAUAAGGAAUAUUAUUUACACUGUGUUUGGACAGUUGGCCUUUGUGAUCACAGACGGUAAUCAAACCACGUCAAAGCCUUACACCAAACUUUCAGUGGCUUCUCAAGGAAUGAAAAACAAAGGCGUAACUGUGUAUGCUCUCGGCGUUGGCAAUAAAGCUGCCCGUGCGGAGCUUCUGGAGAUUUCAUCUGGCCCACGGUAUGUUUUUUUUUAGCUCGUCAUCAUUUGAAGAACUUCAAAAGCUCGUCUCACUGCUGACAAGAGAAUUUUGUGAGGACAGGCUAACUAUUACAACCACAGGUAAGUGGCUUUGAACACGGUUAUGGCAGUAUCCUUGGAUUGUCGAGGUCAGAGUGUACUCGCAUAAUUUCGCCUUUAUGACAUUGUUUUUUUUUUUUUUUGGUAAGCCUGCUUUUGGAGAUGACUACAUUUCUAGAGUUUCAAAUGUUUCUGACUUUCCUUCAUUUUAAUCAACAGUUCCAACUCCACCCUCGACAACACCGCCUUUGCCAACUACCCCAGGUACUUAAAUGGAAUUUUCUUCAAAAUUGCUUUCAAACGUCAGGAGAAGAUAAUUAAUAAGGAAAAUUUUUCUCAUCAAAUCUCACAGAUCUUUGCCAAACGACGGGCUGCAGAGCUCCAUACAAUAUUGGCUGCCGCGUAGUAGACAAUAAGGUGGAGUGCAUUUGCCCAGCUUGUCAGAAUAUAUAUCGACCUGUUUGCGCGUCAGAUGGUGUCCAGGACUUAAACGAGUGUUAUCUAAGACAACAAGCUUGUCAGGGAGAUAUUAAGGGCGUAACCGUUGCCAAGCAGGAGCCUUGUGGUAUGUUUACCAUUCACUUGUUAGUGAUUUGGCUUAUUACUUACAUUUUCACCUCUCUUAUUGUCAGUGUGUUAAAGAACUAAGGGCCUGUUUGCAUGGAGGUGGGGGGCCCCAGGUAGGUGAGGUAACCCGCCUAGGUGGGGUAACCCGCCUGUCCAUAUAAUUUCUUAUUUUAUCUUGAUCACGUUUACAUGAUAGGUGAGGUGACCCGCUUAGGCGGGUUGCCCGGUCUGCCAGGUAGGGUAACCCUGUCAGCCGGGGUGACAAUUUGCCAUGUAAACGUCUCAAGGUGGGGUAACCCGCCUAACCGGGGCCGCGUUCAUGGCAAAAAGCUCAAAAGCGAAACAUGUGUGUUUUAAAACUUUGUACAUUUCCUAGCCGUCUCAUGACAGAAAUCACCCGAAACCGCAACGGACACACAAGGAGUGUAAAAUGUUCACAUUUCGGAAUAUUUAGCGUUGUAAAUCGACCAUAUUUCGUUUCCCAAACUAUUCCGUAUAACAUAUUAAGUCAACGGUUCCUCGCGUAACCUGACAUCGCGAAACACAACGCGUGACGCUUUCAUGAAUAAAUACAUAUUGUGCGAGAAUUAAUCUUUCGUCUUUCUCGAGAUGUGAGCUUGAGACGCCUCUGCUCAAACUCCUUAAUUACGAGCGCAACAGCAACCUCAAGAAAUCCACCUCAGCACCCCGGGGUUGUAAGAUUGCAUGUAGACGCGUUUUAUUUUUCGACCACGGCUUGGCGGAUUACCUCACCUCACCUUCAUGCAAACAGGCCCUAAUACGCUAAGCCACCAUUUACCCUCAGUAUUUCCUGUUGUUCCUUUUUUCUGAUAACACCUUGUUGUUUUCAUAUAGAAAUCAGCAUUCUGAUGUAGAAGCACUUAUUUACCUCUUAUUUUCUUACGCAGAUAAGGAGUGUAGCGCCGUUGUGGACAUUGCAUUCGUAAUUGAUUCAUCUGGGAGUAUCGGACGUAAGAACUGGGAGAAAAUGAAGCGAUUCCUCAAGGCUUUGGUCAGUAAACUUGAUGUUCGUCGCUCUGCCACACACAUAGCAGCUGUUGCAUACAGUAACAGUGCUGUAGUAGUAACAAGAUUUAGUGACAUCCAGAGCACAAUAGAGGUAAACCGAAAGUUAGAUGGGAUGCGUUGGCAACGUGGCUUCACUUACACGGACAAAGCUCUUCUCCUGGCGAACAGAGAUCUGUUUCAGACAGCAAAUGGGAUGAGAUGGCGAGUACCUAAGGUAAGGACCGUUUAAAAUCUUGUGUUUUUUUUCUCUUUCAAAAUUAAUUUUUUUUUUUUAAUACAAGUAACGCAGCCCCCCCAAAAAAAAAAAAAAAAGAAGGUCAUCUCCGUCUUGAAAUUAUCCUAUUUAAUCUUUUACUGUUUCAAUUGACAUUUAUAUUCGAGGGGAUAAUAACCAGUACAGUGUCUCCUGUGGUUUGUUUUUCCUUUUAAGUCCGGCAUUUGCGUGCCAUAGUUAUGGCUAUAUUCGAAUUAAGAUUUAUAUUGAUAAGGAAUAUUAUUUACACUGUGUUUGGACAGUUGGCCUUUGUGAUCACAGACGGUAAUCAAACCACGUCAAAGCCUUACACCAAACUUUCAGUGGCUUCUCAAGGAAUGAAAAACAAAGGCGUAACUGUGUAUGCUCUCGGCGUUGGCAAUAAAGCUGCCCGUGCGGAGCUUCUGGAGAUUUCAUCUGGCCCACGGUAUGUUUUUAGCUCGUCAUCAUUUGAAGAACUUCAAAAGCUCGUCUCACUGCUGACAAGAGAAUUUUGUGAGGACAGGCUAACUAUUACAACCACAGGUAAGUGGCUUUGAACACGGUUAUGGCAGUAUCCUUGGAUUGUCGAGGUCAGAGUGUACUCGCAUAAUUUCGCCUUUAUGACAUUGUUUUUUUGUUUUUUUAUUGGUAAGCCUGCUUUUGGAGAUGACUACAUUUCUAGAGUUUCAAAUGUUUCUGACUUUCCUUCAUUUUAAUCAACAGUUCCAACUCCACCCUCGACAACACCGCCUUUGCCAACUACCCCAGGUACUUAAAUGGAAUUUUCUAUAAAAUUGCUUUCAAACGUCAGGAGAAGAUAAUUAAUAAGGAAGUUUUUUCUCAUCAAAUCUCACAGAUCUUUGCCAAACGACGGGCUGCAGAGCUCCAUACAAUAUUGGCUGCCGCGUAGUAGACAAUAAGGUGGAGUGCAUUUGCCCAGCUUGUCAGAAUAUAUAUCGACCUGUUUGCGCAUCAGAUGGUGUCCAGGACUUAAACGAGUGUUAUCUAAGACAACAAGCUUGUCAGGGAGAUAUUAAGGGCGUAACCGUUGCCAAGCAGGAGCCUUGUGGUAUGUUUACCAUUCACUUGUUAGUGAUUUGGCUUAUUACUUACAUUUUCACCUCUCUUAUUGUCAGUGUGUUAAAGAACUAAGGGCCUGUUUGCAUGGAGGUGGGGGGCCCCAGGUAGGUGAGGUAACCCGCCUAGGUGGGGUAACCCGCCUGUCCAUAUAAUUUCUUAUUUUAUCUUGAUCACGUUUACAUGAUAGGUGAGGUGACCCGCUUAGGCGAGUUGCCCGGUCUGCCAGGUAGGGUAACCCUGUCAGCCGGGGUGACAAUUUGCCAUGUAAACGUCUCAAGGUGGGGUAACCCGCCUAACCGGGGCCGCGUUCAUGGCAAAAAGCUCAAAAGCGAAACAUGUGUGUUUUAAAACUUUGUACAUUUCCUAGCCGUCUCAUGACAGAAAUCACCCGAAACCGCAACGGACACACAAGGAGUGUAAAAUGUUCACAUUUCGGAAUAUUUAGCGUUGUAAAUCGACCAUAUUUCGUUUCCCAAACUAUUCCGUAUAACAUAUUAAGUCAACGGUUCCUCGCGUAACCUGACAUCGCGAAACACAACGCGUGACGCUUUCAUGAAUAAAUACAUAUUGUGCGAGAAUUAAUCUUUCGUCUUUCUCGAGAUGUGAGCUUGAGACGCCUCUGCUCAAACUCCUUAAUUACGAGCGCAACAGCAACCUCAAGAAAUCCACCUCAGCACCCCGGGGUUGUAAGAUUGCAUGUAGACGCGUUUUAUUUUUCGACCACGGCUUGGCGGAUUACCUCACCUCACCUUCAUGCAAACAGGCCCUAAUACGCUAAGCCACCAUUUACCCUCAGUAUUUCCUGUUGUUCCUUUUUUCUGAUAACACCUUGUUGUUGUCAUAUAGAAAUCAGCAUUCUAAUGUGGAAGCACUUAUUUACCUCUUAUUUUCUUACGCAGAUAAGGAGUGUAGCGCCGUUGUGGACAUUGCAUUCGUAAUUGAUUCAUCUGGGAGUAUCGGACGUAAGAACUGGGAGAAAAUGAAGCGAUUCCUCAAGGCUUUGGUCAGUAAACUUGAUGUUCGUCGCUCUGCCACACACAUAGCAGCUGUUGCAUACAGUAACAAUGCCGUAGUAGUAACAAGAUUUAGUGACAUCCAGAGCACAAUAGAGGUAAACCGAAAGUUAGAUGGGAUGCGUUGGCAACGUGGCUUCACUUACACGGACAAAGCUCUUCUCUUAGCGGACAGAGAUCUGUUUCAGACAGCAAAUGGGAUGAGAUGGCGAGUACCUAAGGUAAGGACCGUUUAAAAUCUUGUGUUUUUUUUCUCUUUCAAAAUUAAUUUUUUUUUAAAUAAAAGUAACGCAGCCCCCCCCCCCCCCCCAAAAAAAAAAAGGAGGUCAUCUCCGUCUUGAAAUUAUCCUAUUUAAUCUUUUACUGUUUUAAUUGAUCUUUAUAUUCAAGGGGAUGAUAACUAAUGCAGUGUUUUCUGUAAUUUGUUUUUCCUUUUAAGUCCGGCAUUAGCAUGCCAUGGUUAUUGUUGUAUUCGCUUUAAGAUUUAUAUUGAUAAGGAAUAUUAUUUACACUGUGUUUGGACAGUUGGCCUUUGUGAUCACAGACGGUAAUCAAACCACGUCAAAGCCUUACACCAAACUUUCAGUGGCUUCUCAAGGAAUGAAAAACAAAGGCGUAACUGUGUAUGCUCUUGGCGUUGGCAAUAAAGCUGCCCGUGCGGAGCUUCUGGAGAUUUCAUCCGGCCCACAGUAUGUUUUUAGCUCGUCAUCAUUUGAAGAACUUCAAAAGCUCGUCUCACUGCUGACAAGAGAAUUUUGUGAGGACAGGCUAACUAUUACAACCACAGGUAAGUAGCUUUGAACACGGUUAUGGCGGUAUCCCUGUAUUGUCAAGGUCAGGGUGUACUCGCAUAAUUUCGUCUUUAUAACUCUGUUCUUUUUUUCUUUCUAAUGAUAAGUUUGCUUUUGGAGAUGACUACAUCUCAAAAGCUUCCAAUUGUUUCUGACUUUCCUUCAUUUUAAUGUUUAACAGUUCCAACUCCACCCUCGACAACACCGCCUUUGCCAACAACCCCAGGUAUUUAAAUUUUCUUCAAAAUUACUUUCAACCGCCAGGAGAAGAUAAUUAAUUAGGAAAUAUUUCUCAUCAAAUCACACAGAUCCUUGCCAAACGACAGGCUGCAGAGCUCCAUACAAUCGUGGCUGUCGUGUUGUAGAGAAUCAAGCAGAAUGUAUUUGUCCACUCUGUCCCGAUGUUCGGAAGCCUGUUUGUUCGAACGAUGGUGUACAAGAUAAAAGCUUGUGCAAUUUAUAUCAGCAGUCUUGCCUGGGAAAUAUAGUAGCUUAUUCAGUAAAAACAGGACCAUGUGGUAGGUUUUCCGUCGUAAUUUAUCUCUUUGUAUAUGCUUAUUGUUUCAUGUUGUAUAAUGACAAAGUUAGUUCAUAUUAGGAAUUCCAAUUUAGUUUUUGUCAUUUUUUUUUUGUUUGUUUUUUUGUAGCUUAAUUUUUCUACAGUAUAGUGCAGCUUUUACUGAUUUAACAUGCUAGAAAGGGGGUCAUGUUAUUAACUUCAUUCAAUAGAAAUCUUAAUCCAUUCGAUCGAAAGUAAAUAUUGACCUAGAUUAAAACACAUAGAGGGUUUACUUUGAUUUUCACGCUGUUAUCACGUAGACAAGGACUGCCGUCCGCUAUUGGACAUAGCUUUCAUCGUCGAUUCAUCCGCAAGUAUUGGCAAGACAAACUGGGAAAGAACAAAAAGGUUUCUGAAAGCUUUGGUUAGCAAAUUAGACGUUAGUCCUGGGCGUACUCACGUGGCAGCUGUAGCUUACAGUACUGAUCCUAUCGUGAUUAUGAGAUUCAAAGAUGUUCAGGAUACAGACGGGGUGAAUCGAGUGCUUGACGGAAUGCGUUGGCAGCGUGGAUUAACCUAUACCGACAAAGCUCUUCAGCUCGCAGACAGAGAUAUCCUCCAAACUUCAAACGGCAUGAGGCCAAAUAUAGCGAAGGUAAUCAUCUUUCGACAGCAAUCUGGAUAAUAGACCAGGAGUCUACCUUAUUAAGAGAAUAUCAACUGCUGAUAUUCUCUUAGCCUUACUAAAUGUUUCAUGAAUUAAUUUCACUUCCAGUGCCUUGCGUCCGUUAAUGGUUUAAAGAGAUUUAAGUCAGAAAUAAAGUUUAAAACUAAACAAAUAGAUGUUUAAACUAGCAAUUAAAGUUCCUUAAUGGCGCCCUGAAAGAGAUAAGCCUUUAUAGCUUUCCAUAAACAUGUGUACUCAUAUCUUCCUCUAACAAUUUAAAACCUGGUCGUUCUGACCCGAUUCAUUAUAUAUGUUUCUUCAUAGUUUUUGAAAUUUACCUUUAACUCAAGCCUAGCACCCUUGCCCGUCUCUUGUCUCCGUUUUUUUUUCACAGUAAUUUUUCCUUGCACUUUGGGCGAAUCCGAUAACUUUUUGACUGCAUCUCUAUCAAUAAAUUGAAAUAAGUCAAAAGUCUGUUACUUUUUAUUGUUGUUGCUCUUUUGUCUUAUGUUCGUUUAAUAUGCACCCCCAUAGAUUGUCAUUCUUAUCACUGAUGGGAAGCAGACGAAAGAUGGACAGUAUACCAGCCUCCUGGAGGUCUCCGAGAGAAUCAAGAAAAAGGGGGUCACGAUGUAUUCUAUCGGUAUCGGUAACGGAGUAGAUAGAAAUGAAUUGGAAGAAAUUGCGUCCAGUCCUGAUAAGGUUUUAACACCCUCGUCCUUUGGAGAACUUCAAGCAAUUGCACCACAGAUGCGAAAAGCGAUAUGCCAAGGUAUGUAUCAAUUCGCGUGAAUUAAUUGCAUUUAGGGUUUUUUUCUGUAUUUUGGUUACUGUUGCUGUUAUUUGUGACCCUCCAUGGGAAUUUAGGGAAUAGGGUGAACGCACACUCACCGUACACUAGCACGCUAAAAGAAAAGAACGAGCUUUUAACACGUUAGCUGCGUGUAAGUUACUUGCCUCAUUAACUUGGUAGCCAUUGUCUUGCUUCGCACGGUAGAAACAAAGGAACGUGUUAAGAUCUUGUUCGCAACUUUGCACGAUAUAACACGGCGACCGUGCUAAUUUUGUAACACGCCUCUUAGCUUGUAAGAUGCCAAGAUCGGCGUACAGUAAAUAAUACGCGGCUUCGCUCGGAGAGCUUCGUUUUGCGUCGGCUAACUUGUGGUCAGGUAAUUUAGUGUUAACAACUGGGUUGAAACGUAAAUUAGCCACCGUAAAGGGUAAAAAAGCUGACGUUUCGAGCGUUAGCCCAUCGUCAGAGCGACUGAGUCGCUCGAAACGUCAGCUUUUUUACCCUUUACGGUGGCUAAUUUACGUUUUCAACCCAGUUGUUAACACUAAAUUACCUGCUAUACUCUCCCACCGACGCAGCACCACAGUUUCUUUAGAAACUUACCCCUUUAUUAACUUGUGGUCAGUUAUUUAUUUUAAAAAUGCCGGUUUGCAACGGGUGACAAAAACAAUUUCGUCAUUCAAACAUUUAACUGCUCUAAUACCAUUUAUCAUGCGAUAUGUCCCCAGACAAUUUUAAGCCAAAGUUAUUGCUUGCAAAGCUAUAGGCGCUGCAGUUUACGUGAUUUUAAUCCUAAGCACCCCUUUUAGGUUGAGAAAGGGUUGUAUGAGACUCCUGGAAAAAAGUUGCUUUCCUAGAACUUUUUUUUUCUCUCAAUGUUUUUAAGAAAUUACUGUUCAAUUUGCGAUUAUAAAUUUCUUUACAAGAUCCCGAGGCCAAGUAUCUAGCCGACGUUAUUUUCUUAAUGGAUGCAUCCAGCGGAACUGCCUCUACAUAUACCACAGAGAAAGAUCUCGUCAAGUCUCUUGCCAGGUACUUAAACAUCGAUCCAAAAGGAACCCGAGCAGCCCUUAUUGUGUUCAAUGGCAGACCUUCGGUAAUCUCUGACUUCGAAAGCUUCAGAUCACUUACUGAGUUUGAAUCGAAGGUUGACGAAGUUCCUCAUUAUGGAGGAGACCGUAGUGUUAGCGAUGCUUUACGGGAGGCGGCAGGGAUGUUUCCGAAGUCUCCGUCUUCUGUUUCCAAAGUCAUCUUUCUUGUUACUUCUGGAAAACCUCUGCAACCGCAAGACAAGAACUCAGCUGGUGAUGUAAUCAAUGAGCUAAGCGCCAUAGGUGUGAGGACGUAUCUUGCGCUGGUUGGCCCUUCCGCCAAAAUUCAAGAUUUUAGAUUCUUAGUGGACAAGACAGAAAGUGUAUUUACCGUAGAAUCUAACGGUGAUGUUCCAAAACAGGUCAAUCAAGUUGGAAGUUACAUUUUGAGUGAAUCGGGUAGGUCCCUUUGUAUUAAUGAGUAAUGAAAACCUUAUGCCUAAUUAAUAAGCCACUGAUAUAAUUUUCAAAGCUUCUCCAGAUUUGACCGAUCUAUAUCUUUCUUUUCGUAAUGGGCUGAGGUGAUCAUUAAUUUGUGUGGAAUCCAAUCACGACCGUAAACAUACCGAAAGGUAAAAAAUUUCAACGAAAACCUUUUAUUUCAAAUUCGUGGGUUCGUGUACGAAUCUGUACUAAGUUGUUCUUCGAGGGACCUGGUUAGGGAUGGCCAAUCCCAGCAUUAAUUUGGACAUAGUAUUAGCAAAGUCGUGUAUUGGCCUGCAAUGGAUUACAAUUUAUGACUGAAAAACUUGGUAUAUCGUUACAUGGAUAAGAAGCCGUGAUGAGGCUUUCUCAAAGUUUGCUUGAUUUCGUUCGGCAAUAUAAUAUUGUGUUUUUUCUCUUUUUUCACAGUUGCACCCAAGAAGCUGAAUCUUUCGACGUACGUAUUGUUUGUUCUUGACUCGUCCAAACAGGUAACUCCUGUUAAUUUCAAGACUCAAAAAGAAUUUGUUAAAUCCAUGAUGAGCCGACUAAACCUCUAUCCGGGCGAAAGCGACUCUCGAGUUGGACUUAUGGUUUACAGCGAAGAAGCAACAGUACUUUUGAAUAUAGAUAAUCGGGAAAGCAAGUCCGCUUUGGAAAGAGUGGUGGAUAAUCUGCCACAUUUAAAAAAAGGCAGAAGAAUUGACAGAGCUUUAGAAGCGGCGACCAACGUCCUGAAAGACGUCGGCACUGAUAACCCGAAGUUUGUUAUCUUGGUGACCGCAGGCCGACAAGAACCAGAUGCUAAGUCAUUCGCUGCAGCUGUCAAACCUCUACACCAAACUGGAACGAAAACACAUAUCUUUGCGGUUGGGGGUGACGUGGAUCCAAGUUACUUCCAGGGAGGGGAUAAAGCUAAGACAAAAAUUUUUUCCGUUCCUUCUUUCACCGACCUCCCUCAAAAGACAGCAAUGCUGACGGAGGACCUUUUGAAAGAAUACGGUACGUGGAUUUCCGUUGUUAUAACUACCUACGAAGGAGUCUGCGUGAUCUGUUAUUAUAAUUCGUUUCCACCAAAGAUUCGUAUUAGAAUUCUCCUUUUUAUCGAUAGUACAUCUUUUAGUGGAAGCAUACCACAGAUUUUUUUUUUAACUCGUCUCUGCAAACUCUUAAAUGGUUAAUAUAUUAAGGUAGUUACUUGCUGGUUACUUAUGGGUUGAUUCUUUCCUUCAAGGGCUUAGGUGUAGCUUCGCCAGUUAAUGGACGCUUAAACAAUUCAUUUAAAAGGCUGUUUUUUAGUUUAAGAUGUUUAACAAUGACGGGAACUCUGACCCUUAGUGUAUUAUCCGACUUUGGAGAAUGGACCAGAGCAGAGAUGAUGUAGUGAUGACAGCACUCACCGCUCACCACUGUGGCUUGUUUUAUUUCCCUGGCCUGGUGUCACUGUGACUUGGGCUUUGUAAUCUCGUCUUCUUCGUGUUCCUGCUCAACUAAGUUUUUUCACCGGUUUACAUUAAAACCAUCAUUUUAAAGUAGAUUCAAACCAAAAUUGCCCUGAGGCAAGGAAUCACCGAGUGUUUAAUGUCAGAGCACAUUUGUGCUUUAUUUUAUUCCUUCUAUUCAUUUAUUAAUUCAAUUAUAUUUUGUGGGUAUGUGGCGUAUAAUACCACUCGUAAAAACUGUCUCUCUCUAUUGUCCUUUCCAACUCCAAAGUCUUUCUAUAUCAGUCGGUCUCUUUGGAAUUUUCAGGCGAAAUAAAAAUCUUUGACUGUACCUGAUGUCACAAAACUUAUUACAGUAUUUCUUGGGAUAAGCAGUAAAGCGCCCAGGAAAAUGUCCAAAUCCCAUUUUGGUAACUACUAUCUGACUAAUAUAUAUAUUUUUUUUUUUUUUCAGUUGCUCCACAAUCUACAGGUAAGAACACUGAACACUUGGUGGAAUUCUUCUCGUGAUAGAAAGAAAGGAAGGCCUCCAGACUAUCGCAACAAGUCAACUAAACCACGAAAGAAAAAUCUUACAACAAAACAUACUUUCAAGAAGUAAAUCUGAAUGUACCGGGUACAAUACGAUAAAAACCAACCGAGAGUUUAGCGGAAUAUCAGAACAAAAAUUAACUUUUAACCUUAGAUAAAUCCUGACCGCGAUAUAAGCAGGAGGCCUCCGUUGUGUAGUUAUAUACCACAGUGGGACUCGCAAUCAGGCGGUAAACUGUUGCUACUCUCAACAUUGUCCGACAAAUGAUUUACAAACAAAUUAUUUUUUCAGUUGCUACCACAACUACAGCUCCAAUCCAAACAACGCCUAGCCCUACAGGUAAGAACCGUAAGGCCGGUCAUUUACACAAAGUCUAACCCAAACACGUUUUUACGCAAGCGGUGGGCUUCGUGUAUUCUCUAUAAGAGGGUUGAUUUUAGUCAAUAAAUUUCCUUCCACUGUUAGCUUACGAUCGUCGUGUCACUGUUCACAAAGUUGAAUGUUCAGAGAAAAGAUUCAACUAAAACGAAGAUAGUUUAGAACGCGGUUUUGUUAAACAACGGCUAAACUUCACUGAACGACUUAACGUACAACCAAGUCUUGAUUAGGAAGAA
Pocillopora meandrina is the source of this 21259-nucleotide messenger RNA. Lineage: Eukaryota; Metazoa; Cnidaria; Anthozoa; Scleractinia; Pocilloporidae. The record is from the annotation of a GenBank genome assembly.